Messenger RNA from Tuber melanosporum (Perigord truffle), 423 nucleotides. RefSeq lists its product as uncharacterized. Bases 93 to 260 code for a protein of 55 amino acids. The record is from RefSeq and is a predicted model, not a curated record. NCBI's taxonomy places the organism in Eukaryota, Fungi, Ascomycota, Pezizomycetes, Pezizales, Tuberaceae. The transcript has 2 exons.
CACCCCUAUCGCGAGUUCAAAAAAAAAAAAAAAAAAAAAAAAAAAUUCUACGAAGAAGAAGACACACAAGAUAUAAAAUUCCAAAAGAAAAAAUGUGUCGGAAAACAACUUGCUCCAAGUGCUCUGGGACUACUUGGGUCGGAUGCGGAGCGCACAUUCCUCAAGUCAUGGAACGGGUUCCGAAGAAUCAGUGGUGUAAGUGUCCCGGUGGGGGUGAUGGGGGGUACCCGCCUGGUGGGAGUUGGUGUUUGAUUUCUUAAGGCGGAGCAGUGGGUAUCAUCAUAAGUCAUAUCCUUUUUUUUUGGGGGGGGGGGGAGUUAUUGUUGUUUGUCCAUGAGUAUGAUGACGGUGGGCGUUCUUUAGGGAGUUCUUUGUCUGUAUAUGGUAGCAUCGGUAGUCAAGUUCAAGAGUUUUUUAUGUUGG